GGGCGCACAUCCUCCUCCAGGAGCUGAGGCGCUUGCGCACGCAGCGUCAAGGGGCGGGGCCAUGGGCGAACUGGAAAUAAUUGCGCAGACGCCGGGUGGGUUGGCCUUUCCGAGGAACCAAGAUGGCGGAAGUGGAGCAGAAGAAGAAGCGGACCUUCCGCAAGUUCACCUACCGCGGCGUGGAUCUCGAUCAACUGCUUGACAUGUCUUAUGAGCAGUUGAUGCAGCUGUAUAGUGCCCGGCAGCGGCGGCGGCUAAACCGGGGCCUGCGAAGGAAGCAGCACUCGCUCCUGAAGCGCCUGCGCAAGGCCAAAAAGGAGGCGCCGCCCAUGGAGAAGCCAGAGGUGGUGAAGACACACCUGCGGGACAUGAUCAUCCUGCCGGAGAUGGUGGGCAGCAUGGUGGGCGUAUACAAUGGCAAGACCUUCAAUCAGGUGGAAAUCAAGCCUGAGAUGAUUGGCCACUACCUGGGUGAGUUCUCCAUCACCUACAAGCCAGUGAAGCACGGCAGGCCUGGCAUUGGAGCCACCCACUCCUCCCGCUUCAUCCCUCUCAAGUAGUUAAUAAAAAGCAGACUUACCUCA
This is a messenger RNA of Myotis myotis, 584 nucleotides long. RefSeq names its product ribosomal protein S15 (gene RPS15). Gene Ontology annotation, cellular component: cytosolic small ribosomal subunit; ribosome. The coding region runs from base 123 to 560 and encodes 145 amino acids. Lineage: Eukaryota; Metazoa; Chordata; Mammalia; Chiroptera; Vespertilionidae. The record is from RefSeq and is a predicted model, not a curated record. The transcript is spliced from 4 exons. Gene Ontology annotation, biological process: ribosomal small subunit assembly; translation. Gene Ontology annotation, molecular function: RNA binding; structural constituent of ribosome.